UUCAGAGUCAGAGACCAAAGAAAAGGGAUCAAAUCAAUGAAGUCUUUUUUUCUUUUCUAAUUUUCACAUGUUAGAGUUUCUAUAUUUAAUCAGAUGUGAUUAUUUAAAGUGUUCUAGUUUCUUUUGCUCUUGUGUGUGAGAUCAUCUCCUGACGUGGAGUGCCGGGCUGCUCUGCUCCUGCUGAGCACGCUCAGUUCGUUGUCAUCAGCAGAGUGAUUAGUGUUGAAAGUUGUGUCACAUGACCCGGUGUUAGGGCUUAGAGUGAGGCACCGGGAGCUCCCGCAGCACAACCAUUACAACCGUGAAGUCCAGCCAGCAGCCAUGGGCAGCACCAAGCAGGAAGCCGACGCUAAUCAGAUUAAGAGGCUGGGAAGGAGAUUUAAGAAACUCGACCUGGAUGACUCCGGAUCCCUGAGCAUGGAGGAGUUCAUGUCCCUGCCAGAGCUCCAGCAGAACCCCCUCGUGCAGCGAGUCAUCGACAUAUUCGACACUGACGAAAACGGGGAAGUCGACUUCAGAGAGUUCAUUGAAGGAGUCUUUCAGUUCAGCGUGAAAGGAAACAAGGAGCAGAGGCUGCGUUUUGCCUUCAGGAUCUACGACAUGGACAAAGACGGUUACAUCUCCAAUGGAGAACUCUUCCAGGUCCUAAAGACGAUGGUGGGACGCAACCUGAAAGACACACAGCUGCAGCAGAUUGUCGACAAAACUAUCAUCGGCGCCGACAAAGACGGAGACGGCAGAAUCUCCUUCGAGGAGUUCUGUGCGGUGGUGGGAGGAUUGGACAUUCACAAAACGAUGGUUGUGGACAUCUGACGGCCUCUCAUUUAUUCUUCGUCCAUUCACAGGAGAAGUCAUUCAGCUGUUCCUCCCUCUCCAUUAGCUCGACUGUUUGUUUUAACCAUCGUUCGUAUUUAUUUCAGUGAGCUGACUUUUCUGCCACUGAUGGUUCAACAGAGUGAAGUGCCAACAGCUCACAGACAAGUGAACUCAGGCGAGAAGUUUCUCAGUCUCAGAGGAGGAACUGGACCAUUGAACACUUUAUCCCGCUUUACCCGUGAACGAUGGCCCAGUUUGACAGUCACAUGUGCACUGAUGAUCUCCUGAAGAAACAUCGUGGGGGGUCCUUGCAUCUCUUCUUCUUCCUCUCCAGAACAGUCAAAUCAGAUUUUAGAACUUCUGA
Oreochromis aureus is the source of this 1180-nucleotide messenger RNA. It is a transcript of the gene ppp3r1b, whose product is annotated as protein phosphatase 3 (formerly 2B), regulatory s1ubunit B, alpha isoform, b. Bases 322 to 813 code for a protein of 163 amino acids. The transcript is spliced from 5 exons. Gene Ontology annotation, molecular function: calcium-dependent protein serine/threonine phosphatase regulator activity; calcium ion binding. The record is from RefSeq and is a predicted model, not a curated record. Lineage: Eukaryota; Metazoa; Chordata; Actinopteri; Cichliformes; Cichlidae.